Messenger RNA from Arachis duranensis, 435 nucleotides. RefSeq names its product S-protein homolog 3-like. The transcript has a single exon. The record is from RefSeq and is a predicted model, not a curated record. Bases 1 to 435 code for a protein of 144 amino acids. NCBI's taxonomy places the organism in Eukaryota, Viridiplantae, Streptophyta, Magnoliopsida, Fabales, Fabaceae.
AUGGCUCUCAUUUUUGCUAGAACUCAUUAUGCUAUGGGUGGUUACUAUAAUUAUGUUGCCAUUAUUAGGCAACACUUAUUCAAUAAUUCCAACUACACAUUUUUGAAGAUAGAAAAUGCUUUGGAAAGCAAUGAUGAUCUAAAAGUUCAUUUCAAAUCAAAAGACACUGAUAUUGGGGAGAACUAUCUGAAGCCUCAUGAGUCUUUUGAGUCCCAUUUUCGACCUAAUGUUUGGGGCUGCACACUUUUCUAUUGCUGGUAUUCAUGGAAAGGUGGUUGCUAUUGGUUUGAAAUAUAUAGCGAUACAAGGGACAAUGCAAGACAUUGUGUCGAAGUUUGCGCUUGGCAAAUUAAGAAAAAGGGACCAUGUUUAUAUAUACCUAAAGAUAAGAAGUCUCGUUGUUAUGAUUGGAAUGCAAAACCAGGUCCACUUUGA